GAAAGCAGCGCUUAAAACAAACCAUUUUUGAUAAACAGUUUGCAAUCAAUUUGUUUUCGGUAUCCGUUGGCAACCAAUCAACACAUUUGUCGAUCAAAACAAACGUUUGAUUCAAACAAUUACUGUCAAAACAAUUGUCUUUUUUAUCGUCAACAACGACAACAAUGUCUUCACCAACUGAUCCCAAUCGGGAUGAAAUGGCACUGAAAGCCAAAUCAGACGUUAUGUUUGACAAAACUAGCGAUUAUCUGAAGGCAGAGCUCGACUUGACUUUGGAUGACUAUAAACUUUUGGAGCAAAUGAAUAAUGCGACGACUAAUAAGUACAAAGAGAUGACAACGGCGACGGAAAAGUUGGCCAAAACAGUGGAUCAGAUGAACGACAAAUAUAAGACAUUAUUGCCAAACCUAUCUUUGAUUGACACUAUUGAACAAAAGGUGCAGAAACUGGAGGACAUGGCCUACGCUAUCGAUGCCUACUCUAAACGAUUGGAAUCCAAGUUUAAACAAUUGGAGAAAAAAUAAUAAGCCAUUCAUCGAUUAGAGGAU
Molecule: messenger RNA, 548 nt
Organism: Oppia nitens
Lineage: Eukaryota; Metazoa; Arthropoda; Arachnida; Sarcoptiformes; Oppiidae
Gene: Blos2
Product: biogenesis of lysosome-related organelles complex 1 subunit 2-like
Exons: 3
Coding region: 165-524 (119 amino acids)
Biological process (GO): lysosome localization; endosomal transport
Cellular component (GO): BLOC-1 complex; gamma-tubulin complex; BORC complex
Molecular function (GO): gamma-tubulin binding
Source: RefSeq, a predicted model, not a curated record